Entelurus aequoreus (snake pipefish) is the source of this 2277-nucleotide messenger RNA. It is a transcript of the gene chek2, whose product is annotated as checkpoint kinase 2. Gene Ontology annotation, cellular component: nucleus; cytoplasm. Gene Ontology annotation, biological process: protein phosphorylation; mitotic DNA damage checkpoint signaling. The transcript has 16 exons. The record is from RefSeq and is a predicted model, not a curated record. NCBI's taxonomy places the organism in Eukaryota, Metazoa, Chordata, Actinopteri, Syngnathiformes, Syngnathidae. Gene Ontology annotation, molecular function: protein binding; protein serine/threonine kinase activity; ATP binding. The coding region runs from base 561 to 2240 and encodes 559 amino acids.
GACAGGCUUGCUAUUUGAACGACGUCAUGACGUCGCGACGUGAACGAAUCUUCUCACCUCCCACGCCGACUGGUCCUCGUCGGGCUCCUGGUCUCGGUUUAGGACAAGGUCCUGGUCUCGGUUUAGGACAAGGUCCUGGUCCUGGUCCAGGUUGUGGUCUUUCGAGCGGAGAAACUCUUUGAAGGAAAAAGGGUUCAUCUCCUCUUCAUCUGCGGACCCAUAAUAACUUUGUCAAACAAUGAACGUGAAACACAUCAAAAUAUGACAACAACAACAAAAACCUUCGGCGAUGAUUAAAGUUUUCCCACGGCUGCCGUGUUUGGACAUGGUGACGUCAUUGACGAGCGCUCAGCGGAAGUGAACAAGCGUCCGGCCACCUCACGUGACCAAGCUUCUAUCGCCUCAUUGGUUCCGCCCGGACCAGGCAGGAAAGAGGAAAACAAGACUCUCACUUCCGGUAGACUUCGCGCUCAAACUACUCGCGUGGACGUCGGCUGGCCGCGGUUCAGUUCGUCGGUGCCGCGCACAGACCCGGAAGGGACGCCGCUCCGGUCCAACGAAUGAUGUCUAAAGAGGUUUUGAAUGAGGGGAGCCAGGUCCAGUCCUCCUCCCAGGUCCAGUCUACCUCCCAGGUGCAGUCCCCCUCCCAGGUCCAGUCCCCCUCCCAGGUCCAGUCCCCCUCCCAGGUGCAGUCCACCUUGUCCCCGUCCCAGGUACAGUCCCCCUCCCAGGCGCAGUCCACCUUGUCCCCGUCCCAGGUCCAGUCCAAGUCCCAGCCCGUUUCCAGCUCGUCCAGCGGCCCGUCCUCAGGCAGCCAGUCCUCGGGGACACUGAGCAGCGUGGACACACUUCCUGUCACGCUGCCGUCCGUCCCAGAGGAGCCCGAGUGCCAACCCUGGGGCCGCCUGCUGCCCAUGGAGGGCGGCUUUCGUGCCCAUGAUUGUGUAGAGGACGAGUACUUGUUUGGACGUGACUCCAAAUGUAAUUAUGUUCUGGACGAUCCCGACCACAAAGGAUCUUUACGAUACCGAAUUUACAGCAAGAAACAUUUCAGGAUUUACAGGGAGGACAGCGAGGUGUUCAUCCAUGACCUCAGUAACAAUGGCACCUUUGUGGACGGGAUCAAAGUGGGGAAGAACAAGAAGCUCCCGCUGGUCAACAACGCCGUCCUGGCGCUGUCAGAGCAACGCAACAAAGUGUUCGUCUUCAUCGACCUGAUGUCGGACGAGGACGGCGCUCUGCCUGGCGAGCUUCGGGACAAGUACCUGCUGACUCGGCGGAUAGGGACAGGAGUGUGUGGCGAGGUGCGGCUCGCCUUUGAGAGGUCCACCUGCAAGAAGUUUGCAGUGAAGAUCAUCAACAAGAAGAACUUCCAGUCCGAAGGGACGGCGACACGUAACGCUCAGACGGAGAUCGAGAUCCUUCAACGCGUCGACCACCCCUGCCUCAUCAAGACGCAGGACUUCUACCAGACGGACGACAGCUUCUUCAUCGUCCUGGAGAUGAUGGAGGGGGGAGAGCUCUUCCAGCGGGUCAAAGUUCAGCAGCGACUCAAUGAGCCGGUGGCCAAGCUCUACUUCUACCAGAUGCUGCAGGCGGUGCAGUACCUGCACAGUAACGGGAUCAUCCACCGCGACCUGAAACCGGAGAACGUCCUCUUGUCCUCGCAAGACGACGACUGCCUCGUCAAGGUGACCGACUUCAACCAGUCCAGGAUCCUGGAGGAGGCGGUGCUGAUGCGGACGCUGUGCGGGACGCCGUCCUAUUUGGCGCCCGAAGUCUUCACGCACGGCGCCACCACGGGGUACAACCUGGCGGUGGAUGCGUGGAGCCUUGGCGUGCUGCUCUUUGUCUGUCUGGGUGGGUACCCCCCCUUUCACGACAACUUUGGUCCACAGUCCGUCACGGAGCAGAUCAUCCGAGGAGAAUUCACCAUGGUGACGUCCAAGUGGAAACACGUGUCAGACCAAGCCAAAGACGUGGUCAGGAAGCUGCUGGUUGUUGACCCCACAAAGAGGAUGAGCAUCGAGGAAGCUCUGCAGCACACCUGGCUACAGGUGCUCGUCUUUAUCGUCGUCAUGGACCCGACCAUGUUGGCGAAGGCGCACGCGCUCAUGUACCCGCCUUCUCCCCCUGACGUCGCCGUGGGGGCGGAGCCAACCUCAUCACGGAAGAGGAGACGAGAGGGAGACGAGGGCGGGCGCCCGGCCAAGCAAGCCCCGCCCACCGACCAGCUGUGACCUCAAACAUUUCCCAAUAAAGUCUUUUAUUUUUUCA